Molecule: messenger RNA, 966 nt
Organism: Penicillium brevicompactum
Lineage: Eukaryota; Fungi; Ascomycota; Eurotiomycetes; Eurotiales; Aspergillaceae
Exons: 2
Coding region: 1-966 (321 amino acids)
Source: RefSeq, a predicted model, not a curated record
AUGCCUCCAAACCGCAAUUUGCCUGUUGGGCAGCAUGAGUCCCAACCAUCCAAACAACGGAUCAAACAAAUGAAUACUUCGCGAGUCAGAGCACGACCACCCUUCGACCUGAUUGAAGCCUUUUGCAAUCCAAACUUUGAGCCGUCGAUCAUGCUAAGCCCGCAACUCCGCGAGGACGUGGGUCUCCCACCUCACUUCUUGCCCCCCAUCACUACUCUGAGAGGCUUCAUGACGAUGAAAGAUCAGAGAUACCUGGACUCUGCGCGGGAGAUCGAACAGCUCAUAGCUGACCCACAUCGAGAUAACCCAGUAGCUAUCACAGCCGAGGAAGAAGAUCUGAUGAGUGAAAUCACCUUGGAAGACGUUGACAAGAUGCUUGAUGGCAUCGCUCCAGCAAGCCCAGGAAUCGAGCAGACCGCCAACCAACACUGGAACGAGUCAAUGACCACCAUGGGCCAGGGAAGAGAACUGACCGGUGAAGUCAUUUUGGAAGACACCGACAAGAUUCUCGAUAGCACUGUCCCAGAGAACCCAGACCUCGAGCAGAAUUCGAUUGAGGAUUUGACAUCCAAUCUCUCGUCCCUUUCUGAGACUCUAUCUGAGCCUCCAUCGACCCCAGAAUCUGACCGAGUCCCCAGACGCGUGCGGUACGCUGCAGCUUCUUCGCCCGAGCCCGGCCUAGCACGCCGCACUCGAAGCAUGACAGCCACUGCCAUCUCCGCGUCCACCUCGCCUGCGCCACUCUCCGGCCCUUCUGAGAUCGAGGAGCCAUCAUCAUGGGAGACAGCAUGUCAGGCAGAUAAGCACAUGUCACACUUGAAGGAUGCCGGCAAGGGAUGGUUGGAAAUCACGGAUACGUGGAACCGCGAGACCGGACAGAAGAAGACCAAGCAAGAAGUGAAGGCGCGUUGGGAGCUGAUCAAUGGGACUAUCGGACGAUGGACCGGUGUUGAUGUGAGUUUCUAG